AUGCCAGUUUAUCCUCGGGUGGCCAUUGAGUUUUGUACGGCGUGCAAAUGGAAUUUACGGGCAGCAUGGUACUUGCAGGAGCUCUUGUCAACGUUUGGCCAUGACCUGGGGGAGGUGGCACUAAUCCCAGCGGCCAGUGGAGUGUUUAGAGUAACUAUAGAGCUCGAGAGCGGGGAAUCAAAAGAGCUGUGGGACCGAAAGAAGCAAAACGGGUUCCCGGAUUCGAAAGAACUCAAGCAACUAGUGCGCAACGUGAUUGAUCCCUCACGCAGCCUUGGGCACUCGGAUACACCAGGCGGUCUCGUGACCGAUUGCACUACCUGCCAGGAGAGUUAG
Messenger RNA from Wickerhamiella sorbophila, 336 nucleotides. RefSeq lists its product as hypothetical. Bases 1 to 336 code for a protein of 111 amino acids. Lineage: Eukaryota; Fungi; Ascomycota; Dipodascomycetes; Dipodascales; Trichomonascaceae. The transcript has a single exon. The record is from RefSeq and is a predicted model, not a curated record.